UUGUCGCGUUGCGCGGUGCUAGUAGGCCGCGCUCGGGCCCUGCGGCCUUGCCUGGAUCGGUCGCGGGGUUUUGGUGACGGGGAGCGGCAGGGGUGAGGGGGGUGUGCCGGUCCGGACUUUGAGAUAUUUAAAAGGGCACCACGGGAUGAACAAUAAGGCCUGGAUUGGUCUGUAAGAAGGUAGGGCACUGAUAAGGGGUUGACAGGCUCUUCACGGUCAUGGAGUACCUUGGAGAGCAGACCCAGGGCAGUCAGGGGAAAAUCCUGUGUUGCCAGUGCGGGGUGCCCAUCGCGCCCAACGCCGCCAACACCUGCGUCUCCUGCCUGCGCACCCAGGUGGACAUCACCGAGGGGAUCCCCAAGCAGGGCUCCGUCUACUUCUGCAAGCAAUGCGAGCGCUACCUGCAGCCGCCCGGCACGUGGGUGCACUGUGCGCUGGAGUCACGUGAGCUGCUUGCGCUCUGUCUCAAGAAGCUCAAGGGGCCCCUGAGCAAGGUUCGUCUGAUCGACGCUGGCUUCAUCUGGACGGAGCCGCACUCCAAGCGCAUCAGGGUGAAGCUCACCAUCCAGAAGGAGGUGAUGAACGGCGUGGUGCUGCAGCAGGUGUUCGUGCUGGAGCUCAUCGUCAGCCACCAGAUGUGCGACGACUGCCACCGCGUGGAGGCAAAGGACUUCUGGAAGGCCGUGGUGCAGCUGCGGCAGAAGGCGUCUCACAAGAAGACAUUCUUCUACUUGGAGCAGUUGAUCCUGAAGCACCGCAUGCACCAGCACACGCUCAACAUCAAGGAGGUGCACGGAGGACUGGACUUUUACUUUGGGUCGAAGCAGGAAGCACGCAAGAUGGUGGAGUUCUUCAACACCGUGGUGCCUUGCAGGUCCAAGACAUCGGAGCGCCUCAUCUCUCACGACGUGCACACCAACACCUACAACUGCAAGAGCGCCUACUCCGUCGAGAUCGUCCCUAUAUGCAAGGGCGACGUGGUGUGCCUGUCCCCGGCGCUGGCGCGCUCGCUGGGCAACCUGGGGCAGGUGUGCGUGUGCGCACGCGUCACCUCCGCCAUCCACCUCAUCGACCCCGGCACCCUGCAGGUGGCGGAGGUGAGCGGGGCGGUGUUCUGGAGGGAGCCCUUUGGGUCGCUGUCCACGCCACGUUCCUUCACAUCGUUCAUCGUGCUGGACGUGGAGACGCUGCGGGACCAGCGGCGCUCAGCCGCCUCCGGGGCUACAUCCUCGCGGCAUGUGCUGGCGGAGGUCUGGUUGCAGCGGUGGAACGAGGUUGGCACGGGGGAGCAGCUGCACACACGCACACACCUGGGCCACCUGCUCAAGCCAGGAGACCGCGUGCUGGGGCUGGACUUGUCGUGCGCCAACUUUGGCGACGUGGAGGGGGCGUCGGCGUCGUCGUCGCCACCGUCCGUGGUGCUUGUGCGCAAGGCCUACGAGCGCUCGCGACGGGCACGGCGGCGAAACUGGACCCUGGCCGAACUGCCCAGGGAGCGCCAGGGCAACCACGACGUCGCCUCGGACGACGAAAGGCAGUACGAGGACUUCCUGGAGGACUUGGAGGAAGAUGAGGCUGUGAGGAAAAACGUGAACAUCUACCGUGACCGGAGCCACGUGGAGACACCAGCAGGAGGAGGAGGAGGUGGAGGAGGUGGAGGUGGUGGAGGUGGGGACGAUGAGGAGGAGGAUGACGACGACGCUCCGCGGAUCGGCCUGGAGGAGAUGAUGGACGACCUGAAGCUCACGGACGCGCCGGGAGGCCCCGAAUCGGACAUGGUGUCUGAGUGACGCAGAGGAGACGCACACUCAGACACUCACUUAGUCACUCACUUAGACACUCACUCACUCAGUUAGACACUCACUCACUCACUUAGACACUCACUUAGACAUUCACUCAGACACUCACUUAGACAGUCAGACACUCACUCACACACUUACUUAGACACUCACUCAGACACUCGCUCACUCAGACACUCACUCACUCAGACACUCAGACACUCACUCACUCACUCAGACACUCACACACUCACUCACUCAGACACUCACUCACUCAGACACUCACUCAGACGGUCACUCACUCACUCACUCAGUCACUUAGACACUCACUCACUCAGACACUCACUCAGACACUCAGACACUCACUCACUCACUUAGACACUCACUUAGACACUCACUCAGACACUCACUCACUUAGACACUCACUUAGACACUCACUUAGACACACACUCAGACACUCACUCUGAUAUUCACUUAGACACUCACACACUCAGUCAGACACUCACUCAGACACUCAGAUACUCACACACUCACUCACUCAGACACUCAAGACACCCACUCAGACACUCACUCAGACACUCAUACACUCACUCAGACACUCACUCACUUAGACACUCACUCACACACUCACUUACUUAGACACUCACUCAGACACUCAUUCAGACACUCAUUCACUCAGACACUCACACACUCACUCAGACACUCACUCAGACACUCACUCACACACUCACUCACUCAGACACUCACUCAAGACACUCAGACACUCACUCAAGACACUCAGACACUCACUCAGACACUCAGACAUUCACUCAGACACUCACUCACUUAGACACUCACUCAGACACUUGCACACUCACACACACAAUCACUCAUACACUCACUCACUCAGACACUCACUCAGACGCUCACUCACACGCUCACUCACACACUCACUCACUCAGACACUCACUCAAGACACUCAGACACUCACUCAAGACACUCAGACACUCACUCAGACACUCACUCACACACACUCUCACACACUCACACACUCACAACAACAACAACAACUGCCAUUCGCCACUAAGUGGCGGUGACGUCACCACGACGCUUGUGCCAGGCCAUGUGCACCUUGAGGCCACGUGAAGUGUCGAACGCCCGCUGGCAGGAGGUCACGGGGCAGACCCAGCAGGUGACACGGGUCGACUGACUGAGAUGACCGAGAUGACUGGCUGAUGCACCACCUGUGCCCCCUACUGUGCCAACUUGCUGUGCUUUAGCUACCUGGCGCUCCGCUCGUUGUUGUGAGCGUCGCUCCUCCGCCCUCCGUUGUUGCUGGAGGGCGACUGCCUCCAACUGCCCAGUAGCGUCCUUCACGAGCCUCCUCCACAGAGGCCGAUCUUGACACCGCUGGUACCGGUCAUCGGCAAGUCCACUCAGCUCCACGUCCUCCUGUACCACAUCACUCCAUCUCUUCUCGAGCCUGUGCCCGGCCGGGUACGGGUAGCCGGGUACCCGGUUGCGACCUCUGGUGUAAACAGACACCCAAGACACGGACAUACUGCGGGUCACAGGCAGACGGGAGACGCACGGGACAGACACGCGUAGACACACGGGACAGAGACACACUUGUAGACACACGGGACAGAGACACACUCGUAGACACACGGGACAGAGACACACUUGUAGACACACGGGACAGAGACACACUCGUAGACACACGGGACAGAGACACACUCGUAGACACACGGGACAGACACGCGUAGACACACGGGACAGAGACACACUUGUAGACACACGGGACAGAGACACACUCGUAGACACACGGGCGCUGCUCAGAGACGCGCUUGGGGCACGACACACACAACUGGAGUGGCUCUUUGGCGUUGCCACUUGCGUGCGCGCGCGAGGAAUCAUUUCAGCGCUGCAAUAAAAGCACGGGAGAUUG
Messenger RNA from Lethenteron reissneri (Far Eastern brook lamprey), 3705 nucleotides. It is a transcript of the gene NMD3, whose product is annotated as NMD3 ribosome export adaptor. The record is from RefSeq and is a predicted model, not a curated record. Gene Ontology annotation, molecular function: ribosomal large subunit binding. NCBI's taxonomy places the organism in Eukaryota, Metazoa, Chordata, Hyperoartia, Petromyzontiformes, Petromyzontidae. Gene Ontology annotation, biological process: ribosomal large subunit export from nucleus. Gene Ontology annotation, cellular component: cytoplasm; nucleus.